Molecule: messenger RNA, 1590 nt
Organism: Phymastichus coffea
Lineage: Eukaryota; Metazoa; Arthropoda; Insecta; Hymenoptera; Eulophidae
Exons: 4
Coding region: 1-1590 (529 amino acids)
Biological process (GO): DNA integration
Molecular function (GO): nucleic acid binding
Source: RefSeq, a predicted model, not a curated record
AUGGGCGCGGCUCUCGAACAGUUCCUCGACGGCUCGUGGAAACCUUUGGCGUUCUUCUCACGCAAAUUCACCAAAGCGCAACUCAACUACGACACGUACGACCGCGAGCUAACUCGUUCAGACAAAGCUUCCCCGCGCCGUCGUCGUCAACUUUGCUACAUCUCUCAAUUUACCACCGAGAUCGAGCACCUCUCAGGAUCUAAGAACGUUGUAGCCGACUGCUUAUCCCGUGUCGAGUCAGUUCGUCUCCCGCUCGAACUUAAUAUGCUCGAUCUAGCGAAAGCCCAAGCCGAAGAUACAGAACUCGCAGAACUCCGUAAGAACACCGAUAAGCAUUCCCUGAAGCUUAUUUUUCUCGAAUGGGGACAAGACCUCCACCGUAUUUGCGUCGACCAGAGCGGCACCGUUCUUAGACCCUACAUUCCAAAACCCUUCCGCAAACGCGUAUUCGACCAGUUCCACUUACUGGCUUACGGCGGUCCGAAGGUUACCGAUCAGUGCAAGACAUGCCUCGACUGCCAGGCAUUGAAAAUAUCCCGGCACGUCAGAAACAAUGCGGCGCCGUUCGUCGCAUCGGACGGCCGCUUCCAACACGUCCACUUGGACCUAAUCGGCGAGCUCAAACUAUCUCAAGGCUUCGUUUAUUGCCUGACGAUGAUUGAUCGUUUCUCGCGGUGGACAGAAGCGGUUCCGAUCCGCGACAAAACCGCCCAAACAGUUAGUCGAGCCUUUUACGACAACUGGGUGUGCCGAUUCGGAGCUCCUGAAAGAGUCACCACUGACCAAGGAUCCGAGUUUGAAGCGCAACUUACCAAAGCCCUCCUCUCGUUCAUAGGCUGCGAACGGAUUCGUACCACAGCCUGGCACCCGAAAGCGAAUGGAAUGAUAGAGCGCUGGCAUCGUACGAUGAAAGCGGCUAUCAUGUACCACAACGACGAGAAUUGGCAUGCCGUACUUCCAACUGUUCUUCUCGGACUUCGCAUCCAUGUUUGCGAGGAAACGGGCGUUUCACGUGCGGAAUACGUAUACGGCACUGUACUGUGUGUUCCCGGAGAAUUUUUUCUCGAAGGAGAAUUCAUGCCCGAUCCUCAAAUAUUCCUCGAAGAAUUUCGCGAGCAUAUGCGCAAAGUAAGGCCGAUACCAGUCACACAAAAAUACAGGCUGUCAGGAAGUCCCUCGAGCGUUCAUACACGAGUGAAAGGUGUACCUAAAGUUGUGUCUACCGAGCUUUUAAAACCAGCACCCUUCCUCGACGAAUCUAAUAGCGCGCCGCUUCCUACAUUUUUACAACAAAAUACGACCAGUGUGCAGCUUCCAACCAAUAACGAACACAUCACCCGAUCAUUGCUGGUGCAUCAGCUUCCGAGCACGGCAAGCUCACCCGCUUCGCAGUGCCCUGCAACUAAUCGAGCUUGCACACCUCUAAAUCUCGCUACCCAGUCCGCCGCUCUAAACCAAACAUCCACGCGAGACCUUGCACCACCGCAACGACCGGCUCUUAAAACUUAUCCUUCGAGAAAAGCUCAGCAGCGUAAGACCGUCACCGUCAAUUUAGCAGCGAACGAAGUCUUCCGAAUUCCAAGCGAUUAG